AUGUCUUCCGACGUUGUUGCUCAGGAACAAGCUGCUUUCGACGCCGAAGUGGCCGACGUUAAGAGGUGGUGGAAAACUGAACGUUUUCGCCUGGUCAAGCGUCCUUACUCUGCCGAACAUAUUGUCUCUAAACGUGGAUCCUUGAAGCAAUCGUAUGCGUCUGAUACACAGGCUAAGAAAUUAUGGGCUUUGUUAAAGCAACAUCAGAAGAAUAAGACUGCUUCUCAUACCUUUGGCGCACUAGAUCCUAUUCAAGUUGCCCAAAUGGCAAAAUAUCUAGAAACUGUUUACGUUUCCGGUUGGCAAUGUUCAUCUACUGCUUCCACUUCCAAUGAACCCGGCCCGGAUCUUGCCGAUUAUCCUAUGGAUACUGUUCCUAAUAAGGUUGAGCACUUAUUCCUGGCUCAACAAUUUCACGACAGGAAGCAACGUGAAGCUCGUUUUAGUUUGUCGAAAGAACUGCGAGCCAAAGUAGCGUAUGUUGAUUAUCUGCGGCCCAUUAUAGCUGAUGCCGAUACUGGUCAUGGUGGCAUUACGGCAGUCAUUAAACUGGCUAAGAUGUUUGUCGAACGAGGUGCGGCUGGCAUUCAUAUUGAGGAUCAGGCCCCUGGUACUAAGAAAUGUGGACAUAUGGCUGGGAAAGUACUGGUUCCUAUUUCGGAACAUAUUAAUCGAUUGGCUGCCAUCCGUGUUCAAUUUGAUAUUAUGGGAGUUGAGAAUCUGAUUGUUGCUCGAACCGAUUCAGAGGCUGCUACAUUGAUCACUUCAAAUAUUGAUUAUCGUGAUCACUCGUUCAUCGUUGGAUCAACAAAUCCUAAGCUUCGUCCGUUGGUUGAAGUCUUGGAUAAAGCUCAAGCUGCCGGCAAGACUGGCGAGGAAUUGGCGGCUAUCGAGAACAAAUGGGUUACUGAUGCUGGUUUGAAGUUGUAUGGAGACGCAGUGGCUGACGCGAUUAAGAUUUCGAAUAAGCCCGAUAAAAAUACGCUGUUGAAGACGUGGAAUGCUAAAGUGAACACUUUACCACACGAUGAUGCUAAAGCUUAUGCUAAAUCGAUCGGGUUCGAUUUGUUCUGGGAUUGGGAUGCCCCCCGCACUCGGGAAGGAUAUUAUCGAUAUCAAGGAGGUACACGAUGUGCUAUUAAUAGAGCUGUUGCGUAUGCACCAUAUACUGAUCUCAUAUGGAUGGAAACGAAAAGUCCUAUAUACGCACAAGCGAAAGAAUUUGCUGAAGGCGUUUUAGCCGUGCAUCCUGAAAUAAUGCUAGCGUAUAACUUAUCCCCUAGUUUUAAUUGGGAUGCAGCUGGAAUGAACGACCAACAAAUUCGCAGCUUCAUUUGGGACUUGGGCAAGUUGGGAUUUGCUUGGCAAUUUAUCACACUUGCUGGCUUUCAUUCAGAUGCACUUGGCAUUGAUGUAUUUGCUCGCAAUUAUGCUAAAGAGGGAAUGCUGGCAUACGUGGCUGGCAUACAGCGCCAAGAAAGAGCAAACGGGGUGGAGACAUUACAACAUCAGACAUGGUCAGGAGCCAAUUACUACGAUUCCUUGAUCAAGACUGUCCAAGGAGGCAUAGCUUCUACAGCUGCUAUGGGUAAAGGCGUUACGGAGGAUCAGUUUAAAGGGACUUAA
Paraglomus brasilianum is the source of this 1626-nucleotide messenger RNA. NCBI's taxonomy places the organism in Eukaryota, Fungi, Glomeromycota, Glomeromycetes, Paraglomerales, Paraglomeraceae. The record is from the annotation of a GenBank genome assembly.